GCAGAUUCAUUAGAUACUCUAACCACAUCAUCAGCAGAAUAUCAAUCCAUCUCCAGACUCUCACCUCUCAAGACCAUGCCUCCUAAAGAUAAAAGCCGAGUUACCUCAGGAUUAGUCCGAGCUUUAACAAACAAAUGGCAAGCCGGAGGACCAUCAUCUAACUCUCAGCAGGCUGAUCUCUCGUUGCUAGAUGCUCUUCCUGAUCGGAAUUGCAGUCUUUCAGCUCAACCCGCACCUGCACCAGCUCUUGCAGUUGCAAUCAACCGAUGGGAGAACAGAGCCACGCCAACUCCCGCGCAACAGGCUGUUGUUGGAGCUCCCCCAAGAUUAACAGGUUCUGGAUUUCCCGAUUUACCUGCAGAGCUUCGAAUCAUGAUUUGGGAGUUAUGCAUUCCGGAACCUCAAAUCAUCAGAGUCACUGACAAUGCGAUGAGACAUAACGGAUCGCAUUCCCGUCAGAACCCUGUCGUGCUUCAUGUAAAUUCCGAAUCCAGAGCAGAAGCUCUCAAACAUCUCGCGCGACUUUUUGGUGGCGUCAACAGUAAUGGUUAUCCUGAACAGUUCAAGUAUUUCAAUCCAACCUUGGAUUUUGUCUACUUCGAUGGUGGCAGCACCCGGCUUUUUGCAUUCCCACCUACUAUAUUGCCCCCAGUUGCGGAUCUCACUCGCGAAGCACCGCACCCACAGGCCGAAAAUGUUGUUUUCCUUCAACUUGGCGAAUGGCAGAUGAAUUCAGCAGGGCCCGCUGCAUAUUUUCGAAACGUUGAAUGUUUGAGAAUUCAAUUGGUCCUUUCUCGCUCCUCCGGCAACUUGUUAACACCCGCAUACGCAAGAAACACUGCAGGCAGCCAAUUGUUUGUGCGAGACAUACAUCAUCUGAUGUUUUCGGAUACAGCGCGUAUACGCAGGUGGUAUACACGCCGAAUCAAUGCCGGUUUGAUCAGUAAAAUGCCUAGGAUUGAGAUUUUGCUUACCCGGGUCGACCAACGCUUGGUUGAUUUAGCUGGUCAAUACGCUAUUGACUAUUUUCGCGACAAACCCAUGUGAGUCGUGGCAAGCUUUACUCACAUUCUAUAUGCAUGCGUUGUUCUUUCAUAAUUAUUGACAUUCAAUUCUCA
Botrytis cinerea B05.10 is the source of this 1118-nucleotide messenger RNA. RefSeq lists its product as hypothetical. The coding region runs from base 76 to 1047 and encodes 323 amino acids. The record is from RefSeq and is a predicted model, not a curated record. The transcript has a single exon. Lineage: Eukaryota; Fungi; Ascomycota; Leotiomycetes; Helotiales; Sclerotiniaceae.